AUGGCUCGGCUUACGGAAGAGAUGGUGAUCGCGCGAUCGAAGCAAUCAGACCUCACCGCGAUAAAGAAAUUGAACUGCUGGGGCGCGGAGCUCGUGGAUAUCAGCCUACUUCGACGGAUGCCCAACGUGGAAGUGCUGGCCUUUAGCAUCAACAAAAUCCGCACACUAGGCGACUUCGCGGGAUGUCGGCGGCUGCGCGAAUUGUACGUGCGAAAGAACGAGAUCCGCGACCUGGCGGAGAUCCGCCAUCUUCGACACCUGCCGGACCUCACGAGCCUGUGGCUCGAUGAGAACCCCUGCACGCAGCAUCCAGAAUACAGAAUGACGGUGCUCAGGAAUUUGCCAAAUCUAGAGAAACUGGACAAUGUGCUCGUUCAGCCCGAGGAGGUGCAAGAAGCGAUGCGACGAGGCGCCCACAUACCCGACUCAGACGACGAAGGGUACCCACAACAGCAGGAGACAUACGGCCAGUAUCGUAGGCAGAGGUCGUGUGAGUCUAGUCCAGAACGCGAGCCGGAACCAUAUAACUACGGAAGACCCGCGCAAAGGCUCGAACAGGGAAGCGACAGCUCGGCGGACGGCGCCACCGAGCCACCAACGGAGCCACAGCGCUCCGAAAACCAUCAGCCGUGUCCACUGUCACCGACGCGGCGUGCCGCCUCGCCGGAACCGGACGAGAGAUAUGAACACCCAGCAAUGACCAGUUCACACUACGAGACGCGCACAGGCCCGCGAUCACCGGACGCUGCCUCCUUGAGGCAUUCCGUGUCCGCGCAUAAUGUAAAGGAGUAUUCGUACGCUUCAAACGGCGACUGGAGGCAUUGCGGUGGCGCGGUGUCGACCGCGGACAGAUCGGAAGUGUACCAGCCGCGCGAGUGGGAGCGAGAAAGGGAGACGGAAAGAGAGAGAAGAGACAGGGAGUACCCCUCGGCGGUAAUGGCUGAGCACCGCGGCUUCACAAGACGACCCGUCACUAGAAACUCGAACCUGUUGUCCGCCGUAUUGUGCCUUGUGAAGGAGCUAGACUACCCGAGCCUCGAGGUCGCCGAAAUGGCAGUUAGGUGUCGCAUGGACGAGCUAGCGAACAGCCAG
This is a messenger RNA of Iphiclides podalirius (scarce swallowtail), 1092 nucleotides long. The record is from the annotation of a GenBank genome assembly. Lineage: Eukaryota; Metazoa; Arthropoda; Insecta; Lepidoptera; Papilionidae.